Messenger RNA from Struthio camelus australis, 1505 nucleotides. The record is from RefSeq and is a predicted model, not a curated record. NCBI's taxonomy places the organism in Eukaryota, Metazoa, Chordata, Aves, Struthioniformes, Struthionidae.
AUGGGUGGAAAUACAGCGUAUCACCCCUUUGGUGGGGCCGAUCCCCACGAGCACGGAGGGCCUGCUACUUCGCGCAGCAAUGAUCCUGGGGGCAUGUGGGUCCUCUCGGUUCAGACGGAGAGACUGCAAAAACUAUGCCUGUUUCUUUUUUUGACUCUCCUGGCAGGAGCUGGUGACCUGACUGGGGAUGCUAUGGGCUAUGUGACAGGCGUGCUGGCUGUGCUGAUACACGCUGCCUACCUGGUGCUCAUUCAGAAAACUAGUGUAGAGAGUGAAUACGGACCCCUGACAGCUCAGUACGCCAUUGCCGUUUCAGCCACCCCUUUCCUCAUUAUUUGCUCCUUUGCCAGCAUGGACUCCAUCAACGUCUGGUCGUUUCCGGGCUGGAAGGACCCUGCCAUGGUAUGCAUCUUUAUCGCCUGUGUCCUAAUUAGCUGUGCCAUGAACUUUACCACCCUUCACUGUACUUACAUUAACUCAGCUGUGACCACCAGCUUCGUAGGGGUGGUGAAGAGCAUAGCAACCAUCACAGUGGGCAUGGUGGCGUUCAAUGAUGUGGAGCCCACAAAGUUAUUCAUAGCUGGUGUUGUGGUCAACACCUUGGGUUCUGUCAUCUACUGCGUGGCCAAGUACGUUGAGACCAGGCGGAAGAGUGAUUACGAGGACCUGGAGAAAGAAGCUAGAGAAGAGGAGGAAAAAAGGCAGGCUGGGGACCAAGCACUGUUCGCGAUGGAGGCGAUUUCCAGGGAGAAGGGGGCUGAGGAAGCAGCGGCGGAGGGACCAGCAAGCAGGGACAGUCAGAGCGGAGAGGAAGAGAAGGACGGCACUGUGAAACCUGCUGAGGUACUGAAGACUGCCCGCCGAGGAGCCGCUAGUGCAGAAGAAGUGAACAGGAGCUCACUGAAGGAUGCCUAUCUUGGAGUAUGGAGAUUCUGGGGCCAGGCUGGGCCUGAGACCUGGUCGACGUUCAAGAGGUUUGUGUCUUCAGCAGAAUUACUUGUGUCUUACGGUGGUGUACAUGAGAGCAGAGACAGAUCUGAACUUUUGAGAAGCUUUGCUCAGCAAAACAAGGAUGCUUUUCUAUGAGCUUUAACUACAUGUAGCAUUGGGAAUAGUAGCUUGAUACUGUUGGGAAUAUUAGCCAAGUAAGAGUUUGGAAGUGCCGGAAUGUACUGAUUUGGGUUUGGGGGGGGGACUAUUAAAAAAACAGGGAGAAAGUGGGUACACAGUGCUAUCCCCCUUCUUACACCCUAAAGCCAGGGGAUUCAGAGUCUGGAUUUGACCCUAAGUCUCCUCUCCAUCUCCGACCCUGUAGAAGUAUAGGCUAAUAACAGGACUGGGGAGGCUGUCUCUGCCUGUGUGUAAACUGUGGUUCCCGGGAGGGCUUUUGCAGGCCAUUUUGGCUGGGACAUGACAGAGCGCGCAUCAGCCCUCGCUCUGCCUGUGCCGUGGUGUCCGGCAGAAGGAAACUGGGGCAGGCAGGCAGGCAGGGAGCCGCUGCGGCC